GUUCUUUUUACCUUUCUCUCGAAUAAUUACUCAUAAAACGAACAUCAACCCCGCCCUCGGGUUUAGUUAGAUGAGUACAUCACGAGGUUAGAUGUUAUGGAGAUGACGUGGAAAAUGCUGAUCAGAGUGAGGGUAGUGGAUGUAGGAGAGGGGGAGAUGAUCCGCUGUGGAGCAUAGACCCUGACAGGAAGCAGGUACAGCAGGGACCGGAAGAGGGCGCCAAAGGCCACAACAGACGGAACCACUGAAGAAGGAAAGGUUUGUACGUGUUGGGUUCGUGAACUUGUGUUCAUGAUGCUGCUGGUUCUGUCUGAAGAUCACAAAGAACACCUCUCCUUCCUCCCAACAGUUGAAACUUCCGUGGUUAAAGAGUUUGGUCGCAUUGCUCUGGAGUUCUUACGGAGAGGGACCAGUGCAAAGAUCUAUGAAGCAGCAGCCAGGAAGCUGUGCGUUUCCAUGGAAACUGUCCAAAAAGGAGUGGAAGGUCUGGUGUUCCUGCUUACAGAGAGCUCCAAACACCUGCUCUCUGAAGUGGACUUCCUGGACUCUGUGUUGGUUCUGGGGUUCAGUGAGGAGCUGAAUCAGUUCCUGUUGCAGCUCUACCAGCAGCACCACAGUCAGAUUCGCAGCAUCCUGAACCAGCUGGUCCACAGUCAGCCGGCCUACCAUAACCUGGAAUGGAGACUGGAUGUUCAGUUGGCAAGUCGUUCAGUUCGUCAACAGGUUGUUCCCACGGUAACGACUCGACUUCAGCUGACGUCAGGAAGUGAGCUGAGCAGCAGAGUGCUGCAGAUCGAUCCCAGCACCCUCCUCCACAUCAUCUCCAGUCUGGAAGCAGCUCUAGCUGCAGUGAAAACCGGCCACGCUCGGCGAAUCUUACGCAACAUUAAAUGAUCCUUCCUGAGCUGGGCUCUGGACCACAAGUCCUUUGGUGGACGAUCUGACAACGUCUCCGGGGAGACACUUCAUGCAGUUCCUCUGCAGCUUUCAGGAAAGAGUUUCUGAUUUGAUACUGAUGGUAGCAAAGGAUCGACUUCUGAUUAAACUAAUUGCUUAUUACCUUCUGAAUGGGCCAAACCGGAUUGUGUGUGCCAAAGUUGUUAAUAAAAAAAGUGUGUUUGUACAACA
Messenger RNA from Nothobranchius furzeri (turquoise killifish), 1128 nucleotides. It is a transcript of the gene commd2, whose product is annotated as COMM domain containing 2. The record is from RefSeq and is a predicted model, not a curated record. NCBI's taxonomy places the organism in Eukaryota, Metazoa, Chordata, Actinopteri, Cyprinodontiformes, Nothobranchiidae.